Caenorhabditis auriculariae is the source of this 6709-nucleotide messenger RNA. NCBI's taxonomy places the organism in Eukaryota, Metazoa, Nematoda, Chromadorea, Rhabditida, Rhabditidae. The record is from the annotation of a GenBank genome assembly.
AUGGCCGCCGUUUUACGGUCGGAAAAGCCGUGGGUCCGUAGGAAGGGGUGGGAGCCAGCUGACGACGUCCGAUCGAUGCAGCCUCGACGUCUGGCUGUCUCUCGCGCAGAGCACACCACGCCUCCGGGGCUCCACUGGUUGGUCUGGCAAGGAAGCAGUCGGACCGUUUUCAGGCCUCGUCUCCGCCGCCAUGACCUGCCGAUUCUCUUUUUUCCUGCUUUUUUUCCGCUGCUUCGGGUUCUCCUGGUCACUUCCGACUACAUUUCAGGUGAGGUUUUUAAUAUUCUCAGUACAAGUCUACCCUCUAUGCUUCGACCUCUUUUCUCUUCAAAAGGUCAGCCUCGGCUCUCUCAAAUUAGAACUUUUGUUAGGCUUCUCGAAGGUGUGCAUUCAAAAUAUCAUUCCCCUUAUCAACUCCAUUCAAUUCAAAAAUUACCAAGUUGUAACAGAAACAAGCAGAGAUUACGGUAUCAAUUCAUUCUUCAAACUUGGCUCUUGCUCAUUUCGGAAUUUGUCGUUAGAGUUUUACGUGUGAAAAUGGGCUUAUUGAUGUAUCCAUGCCGCACAAACAAACGAAGAACGAAUGUAGGCAAUUCUUAUAGAGACUAAGUUGAAUCUUAAGGCGCUCUCAAAAACACCUAUAAGGUUAUUCUGCUUCUCUGCCUCUUCAUUUUUUUUCUCAAGAUAAAAAUGUCCGUUCAUACGUAGAUGUGAGCCAUCUACUAGUUGUGUCUCUGACAUUUUUGUGAUGAGGAAGUUCCGCAAAGCUUGAAUUUUGCCCUGAAUUGGUUAAAGUAGAACCGCAAUUCGAUUUCGGGAUAGACUUUUUUUUCGUCGAAAUUAAUAAUUUAGAAGCCUUCUCGCCUUUCUUGCAUUUUGCGAGAGAAUUUUGGUUCAAGUUUUCUAAAUCCGAGGUUUGAAUGAAAUGCAAAUUAAUUCACAAAUUCUUCAAAGCGCGAAACGAAAAAAUUAGACUUUGAAAUAAGUUUUAGAAAAGCUGAGAUUAAGCCAUCGUGACUUGAUGGAAUGCAAGACUCUCACGAAAAGUGGGCAAUGCCCAAAUCGAACUUUUUAGAUGAGCAGAGAAAAUUGUUGGGUAGUAUUUUUGGCUUUUUGGCUUUUUCGCUCGAACCGCGAAGGAACCUGCUAAUCUGGAUCAAGAGACGUAUUUUAAUCCAAUUGAACCAUUAAGGACAUGAGUAUAUUUCAACGGGCUCCGAUCGUCACACAGACGGCAUUUUAGUAUUAAAGUCGAACAUUUGCGGGCCAGCUGCGUUAUUAACCCAUUUAUGGACACUGGCGCGCCAUAAUUAUUUUUGGGCGUGAAAGGUUUCUUUCCCUUUUUUUUCGGCUAUCGCUCGAUAUUUCUGCACCAACAAAAAUAUUAGUUAUUUCUCAUGAAUCAUAUGCAACUGCUCUUAGAAAAAAACUUUGAGAACUAUUGGUUUAAUAUUGUUUUUCAGAAAUUUUCUGCAACUUUUGAUUUUUGCAUACUUAAUAAUUUUUUUGAUGCCAAUUUAGUUCGAGUUAUUUUUUUAUUUGGUUAUUUUUUUCAGAACUAGUUUGUUUUUUUCAUUAAUUCAUACGAAAAAAAUUUGUUAGAGAAAAGAUGUUGUAGCUAAUAAAAAAUAACGAAUUAUUCGUGGGAACAACUUGUGGGAAAUGAAUGAUAAGACGUCUGGAAUAACCUGGGCCAACUCCAGGUGAAGCUCUCGUGUCCUGAAGUCUCGGUGAGCGGCAUCUUCACCUCCAACACAGCCGCCAUCCCGACCUCCUCCUUCGAGUUCCUCGGCGACAUCUGCACUCAUGGUCCGUCUUCCCUUUCCUUCCCCUAACCCAUUUGACCUCAGUAAGGGAAGAAAAAGUUUGGAUUUCUACUUACAAUAUUUCCCUUUUUGAGAUCCUCGCUAUUGGGUUUUACAAGGACCUUUCAAGUGAUUUCUUUCCGCCUUUCCAUUUUUUGAAAGCUUUUUUUCCCAAAAGUAUCUUGCGAAGGAGCAGAUGUCAUUUUGAAGUUCAAAACGUGGAUUUGAAUAUGGGGAAUGAAAGCGUAUUAAUUUUUUUUAGGAUUUCAAAAUAUUUAUUCAACAAGGCUUGGAAAUUUUUGCAUAUAAAAAAAAGACUUUUCGUUUUCUAAGACUUACCAAUUAAAAUUUAUGGUUCAUAAAAUUUAUUGAAAAUUAUUAUUAGUUCCAAAUAUCGUAAUGAAACUACUCGAAAGUCAUUAUCUCUAGUGUUUUCAUUGUGGAUAGAUUAACAACGUGAGAAAUCUCAUUUCCGCCGCGAAAACGUGAAGCCCUUCAACACCAAACAGAGCCUGAAAAAAAAAUUGUAAAAACGCAAGUCGCUAUGGAGACAAAAUGGCAGGAAACAGGGAUUUCUCUUGUUUGCCGUCUUCAAUACGUUUACAUCCGGGAAGCACUACAGAAGUGAUUUUUGGUGAGAAGAGAAUCGGCUGUUUUGAAAAUGAUACAUUUUAAGUAUUAGGAUUUGCAAUAUCGGAAAUGAAACUUUCAACCAUAUGAGUGUGAUUUUUAAACUCAAAUCUCUCUUUAUCAUCUAUACCUAACAAAAAAAGCACACGCGCUUCUCUUUUUCACAAAAAAAAUCGAAAAAAAAAACAGAAAAUUGUGGUUUAUUUGGACUGACCGAGGAAAAAAGAAAUAAUAAGUUUAAAUUUGGGUUCGGACUGUUUUUCAAGCUCUAUUGAUGUACAUCCUACGGAAAAUCAGUCAUUUUCAUUUAGAUCAAACGAAAGAGAGUAGAAAGUUGAGUUUCAGGCAGCCUGCAGGAAGAGGACAACGUGCUGUGGUGGUGCUCGGAAUGCGCCCAAGCGUGCCCAGACCGUCUGGCGGUUCUGUCCCAGCGCUCUCUCGUAGUUUCGAAGCAGAAGGCUCCAUCCGGAAUCGCCGCAGGGUGGUUCCAGAUGUCCAGCGGCGGCUCUUUCUCUGGAAAAUGCACCUUUUCCGAGUCGGUAAGAACUCUUUCUUCAACACUUUGUCUUUGCAAAAUGAAUUUUUUUUCCCUUGAAUUUCACGGUUAGUUAGUUCUUUCUUCUUUUUAACUACAAACACAUACUUCUAAUUCUUUAAAAUAAAUUCAAUUUUUAUGAGUUUUCGCUGGACGAAUGGUUCGCAUUUGAACCGCAAAUAAGGUUAGGUUCUCUAGUUUUGAUUCACGGAGUCGAAAGUCACACGUGUGCCUCGAAAUUAAUGGGCGCGGCUCCGACAGCAGCUGCAAAGGUGUAAGCGACCGCCCCGUCGCUGUUUUGCCGCACCGCAGUUUUCCGUCGAAAUGUCCCUUUUCUUAGUUUCUUUGGAUGCCUCGCGUACCUGGAUACAGCUGUUAUCGAGCUAGUUCUCUUGAAUUUAGCGUCCAUUAGUUAGCAAAACAAUUAAAAAGCUCCUUUGUUUUCAACUAUUUUUCUCCACAUGGUCUUUUUUGGAAAAAAAAAAAUUACCGUAUCUCUUGAAAGUUUCAUUUCACUACCUGCAUAUCACUUCGCUGGAAUUAUUAUUUUUUUCAUCAUCCUUUUUCCUAAACUGUUUCUAUAGAUGAUGAUGCAAUAAAAGAUUGGGAGAUAAACUGAUAAAAGUCAGAUGAAAAUAUAACUUGAUGAAAUCUAUAAAAUGUUUGGAUUAAGUUUCAGUUUGUGCUCAUUUUAAACUGGUUAGAAUACUUGAAAUCAAAUCGUGUCUCGAAUUAAUUGAAAAGUUGUUCUAAUCGAAUUUGGAGAAUUCUUCGUAGAACUAAUGAGAAAUCUGCUUUUUUAUUUCAGGAUUUUUGCUAUUGAGAAUCAGAUUUACACUGCUAAUUUGUCACAAAAACUGCGUGUUUAAGGCUUUCUCUCUUGUUUUUGUCCACUAUUUUUCUCGUCCUUCUAGAAUCAUCGUCGCCAGUUUACUAGUUCACAAGCUGACAAUUAAAUUUUUCAACUGAGGGAAGCUUUUCCGUUUGUUCUUCUUUAAUGGCAUGAAAUGUAAAAGAAAAGCGUGAAAAAAUUGUCCACUUAUUUGUAACACGUUUUCUAAAUACUCAAGUGAAUCAAAUAUUCCAAGAAAGAGGGUUUCAGGCGAUGGAGCCUCCUGAAGGGUCGACGGACGCGCUGAGAAGUUUCUCGAAGACGUCGGUCCUGUUCGUCUCCAUCUCGUUCAUCAUUCUCAUGGUGAUAUCUCUCGCCUGGCUCGUCUUCUACUACGUCCAGCGAUUCCGCUACGCUCACGCCAAGGAUCGACUCCAGCGAAGGUUCCGCUUCGAUAAUAUAAUCUCCUGAGAAUGACCUCUCUAAAGAAUCUCGAACUAUUUUUCAAUGUUUUGUGUUUACUUGUAAAAGAUAAUCGAAUAGUGUUUUGGCAUCGGAGUUUCAGCUUUCAAUGCGGAGUACUGUGUACGUAGAAAGAUUGUAGUUAGGAGUUUAAGACUAUAUCUUAAAUCUAUAUCUAUAUCUAAAUCUUAGCUUACCAGGUUUCUUUUUUUCAAAUUUUGAUUCUGCUUUUGGGGUGGUCUUUUAAAACAAAAAAAAUAUUUGUAUUGGGUCUAUUUUUGGGGGUUUUUUUUUCAUAAAUAGUUCCCACCGAAAACAAAAAGUCCUUUUUUUGAGUUUUUGUGUAUCCUAUGUUUAAUAUUUAUCAUUACUCAAGAUCAGAGUAAAAUGUAUUUAAUCAGAGGGAAUUUUUAGGUUGUUCAACGCGGCUCGAAAAGCUUUGGCGCGGAUUCCGACGCGACCAGUGAAGACGGGGGACGAGGAACUGGAGACGGAUUGCGCCGUCUGUCUGGAUCCCUACCAGCUGCACGACAUCAUCAGAAUCCUGCCCUGCAAGUCGGUCUUUGAACGUCGAAAUAAUCAGAAUCUGUUCGAACAUCACGAUUUUUUUAGACUCUCUAGAAGUUUGAUUGUAACAGGAAACUCUUUCAGACACGCCUACCACAAGUCCUGUAUCGAUCCGUGGCUUCUGGAGCACCGUACCUGCCCCAUGUGCAAAGCCGACAUUCUCAAGUACUUUGGCUACCAGGUGAAUCUCCAAACGCGGAGCUGGGGACUUUUCCUUGCAGUACUACGAGGGUCACUGCUGUCGGGCUGCUGAAGAAGCCGCCGGUCGAGUGGAGCUGGGCGACCAUCGCGAGCACGACCGCGCCAUUCUUCCCGACGAAAUCGGUGCAGAUUUUGAUAGGCUUAACCGAAGCAGCGCUGUGUUACAAAGUGACAGCUCAAAAAACUUAAAAGUAAAAAAAAAGAAAGAAAUGAAAUCGAACGAAAAAAAAAGUCAUUUAAUUUUGGCAAUAUUUUUCCCUGAUGCAAAAUUUGAGAGCCAAAUUUAUGUCUUCAUCCCACCUUCUUGUUCUGAGAAUGCAAAUAAAAUGAAAAUCGAGCGGUGUAAAACUUCAAUCAAUUUGUAUAUUUUUGAAUGUGUUAUCCAUUUUUUUUUUCAGUCUCGCCGGACAUGACGUCAGGCUCUUCGGAUUCCAACGGCUUCUCAUUUGACCAUCCCUCGGAGCACGAGGCGACGUUCUCAUUCACGACUCCUGUCGCUCCUCAACUCGUUAGUUUAUUUGAACUUUCUGUUUCAUACGGAAGCCGACGAAAACAAGAGAGGUUGAGUGAAAAGUUGGAAAUCGAAAAAUGUGUCCUCACCAAUUGAUUGAUUAACGUUUACACGUAUCAAAUCAGGUGCUGAACUCCAACAACGCGAAAACGUUCUUGCCGUUGUCUGGCCGCGCGACUGCUGUAGGUUCGUCUCGCGAAGAAAUUCUUCCAGCUCCUACUUCCUUUAGUGCAAGAGGUACUCGUUUCUUUUUACUUCAUGGAGGCUAUCAUGAUAACAUCUUAAGGACAUCGACUGUCCACGGCCAACUCGACAUCUUCGCAAACUGACGUCAGCAUCUCGACGGCCGGUUCUCAGCGGCCGCGCUCCUCCACUGGCAGUUCUACAGGAAAUGGCCAGAUUGUCAAUCUCGUACAGGUUAGAAUCAUUUAAACUCAAUCGAAUCAAAAUUAUUAUUUUCACCCGCCAAGGAUGCUAUGAUAUUGGGAACAGAAAAUUUUUGGAUUAAAAAAAUUUAUUCUCUCUAUUUUUUUCUGAAAUAGGACAUCAAGUAAUGUUUACUUGCACAACUAGAGGAUUAAAAUUUUUUUAAAUUACUGUGUCAUUGGUUUUCAAAUUCAACUAUUUUUCCUUUUUAGAAGACUUAUUUAAUUAAAGAAGUUAGUGGAUCGAUAAUCGCAAAAUUUUUCAUUAUCGCUUUAUUCUAAAAAAAUUUAUUACAACUUAAAAAAAGUGAAGUAGCGUUUUUUUGUAGUUGUGAGGCGUGCGGUCGCAUGACUUUUUUUCAAAGGUUUUUUUCAAGAUUUGUCUCAUUUGAAUGUAUUUCUCAACUUGAUGACAAUAAAAUAGAUUUUUUUCUUUUUUUGACUUCAAAAGAAUGAUAGAAAUUGGCCUCAACAUACUUAUUCUUAUUUUUUUGUGUAGAAAUGAAGUCUUUUUCCCAUUGAUUUUUUUAUUUAUUAAUAAUGUGAGUGACUUCAACAAAACGCUUGAUCACAAGGAAAAUGGGAACUGUUUUGAAGGUGAAAACGCGCGCCGCUUCUUCGACGCGAGCAGCAACUAUCCGGAAAGAAUCGCCGCCGCCUCAGCCAACGCCAAUCGACGCGGUCGUCGUGUCCAAGAUGCCGUCGCCGCCUUCAACUGCCGCCACAAGCCUAAGCCUUUGA